Molecule: messenger RNA, 780 nt
Organism: Schizosaccharomyces cryophilus OY26
Lineage: Eukaryota; Fungi; Ascomycota; Schizosaccharomycetes; Schizosaccharomycetales; Schizosaccharomycetaceae
Exons: 2
Coding region: 1-780 (259 amino acids)
Source: RefSeq, a predicted model, not a curated record
AUGUCGGAAAAGGAGCUAAAAUUCGAUUCAAGCGACCCUCCUGCGUACAGUCAGUCGAAUGUUUACAAUGUUGAUUUAGAGAAGGGUCUUUGUUUGGAUACACAACAGAACAUCAACAAAUCGUCCUAUCCAACUUCCUUCAAUUCUAACAAUAGCCAGAAAACGCCCAGGAAUGGAUCACAAAAUUCCAUCGCCUUGAUAAAGAAAAGCUAUGAGGAAGUGUUUAAACAACUUUCCCUUCGCUUUUCUGAUAAUCUUGUCAUUAUCGAUGAAAGCCAGCGUCUACCUUCAACAUUCUUCUUUUCGUUGAUGUGUACAUUAGCAAUUUCAUACAGUUUCAAACUUCUUUCUUGGCUGGAACAAGUGUAUUCGGACGAUAAAUUAAGUUGGGCCCUUCUUCCACCUUUAGGCCCUUUGCUUGUGAUAUGGGCAAGCUUGUUUGGUCUAUUUUAUUACUUUACUUCACUCGCUGUCAAAAUAACAAGAACUGUUGCACAGAUUAUAUUAGGUGUUGCAGUCGUAAUUGGAGGUGUUCCAGUCUUAAUUGGAGCCUUAAUUGGAUGUGUUGGAGCUGCUGGAGUUUUUAUCGUUGAUCUUGUGUGCUGUGGCUUUUAUAACAUUACUGUUUUUGGUCUUGGAAUGGAAUUUGAGCGCCCAGCUGAAAACACCGGUUCGCCUACGCUGCCCAGAUAUCAACAAAGGGAUGAUGCACUAGCUCCUCCGCCGACAACUACGAACGAAGAAAUAGAGCUGCAGAGCAAUCCUACCACUCAAAGUUAA